GGUUUUUCCCUUUCCAAUGCGAAAAAAACAGCGUUUUCCACAAGCGUGAGAUGACUGGGCUCAUUUUUUGGUAGGAUGAGAUUAUGCUAACCUUAAUGUGACGACUUGGCUAUGUAUUUGCAUAAUCACUCAUUACUAAUGAGCAUUGAAAAGGAUUCUUUGAGGUCAAAUUAAUUCAUGCGAGUUAACACGUUAAAGGCGAAAUUUAAUCAACGUCUUACGAUAAAGAAUUCAAAACUUAUCAAUAUAGGAAUAGUUUUACUGACUUCAAACGAGUAAAAGUUCAAAGAAAAAAGCAAAAUCUUGAAGAUAUUGGCUCCGGAAUCCUGGAAUGUCACCUUUUCGGUGUUGCUAAGCUUCGGCGUCCUACAGCAAGAAUACCUUGGUGAUAAGGAAUCCAAGCUGAUUCCAAAGAAUUAUGACGAACAAGGACUACACAAACCUAAAGGCAUGACUUAAUUCAAUACAAAUUCAAAGUUUACUUUAAUAACAGCGAAUGAUGUGUUAAAUCCGGACUUCAAUCACAUCAAAAUCAUGAAGUGAAGGUUAAACUGCCCCGCACUGAUUAACAACGAAAGGCUUCGUUUGAGUGUUGGAGAACAGCUUUUAAUCGACGAAAAGAGGAACAAUUUACUAAUAAUUUACACUGGAAUUCUACUUUCAAGUCCAUAAUGAAGUCAAAUGACUCAUGGCCAGAAGGAUUUGGCUUCACGAUCGGAGGCAAAGCACCCGUGGUAAUACUGUCACUUAAAGACAACUCAGUAGCUCAAAGAGCUGGUUUACAUCCUGGUGAUCAAAUCCUUGAACUAAACGGAGAAAAUGUCCAGGGACUAAAUAAAGAACAGAUAAUUCUCCUAGCAAAGAGAUCGACUAGGGUUCCUCCGGCUAUAGCUGUAAUUUCGCGUAUUCGAACCUUUGAUUUAAGACGACGAAGAGGAAGAUUUGGUUUCACUCUUCGGGGCAAAGGACCUGUUUACGUUUAUGAUGUCGAAAACAAAAGUCCAGCAUACAAUGUGGGGAUGCGAUCUGGAGAUUUAGUGCUUAAAGUCAAUGGAGUGAACGUUCGUCAUGCUAAUGCUGAUCAAGUCCAGCAGAUCGUUGAGGCAUGUGGACCUACAAUUUCGGUUGUCUUGAUAGCUGGAUCACAGUCAAUAGCAGUAAAUGACAAAACUUCGUCUUCGACCUCGUCAAGAUAUCGACAGGCAAGAGACUUCUAUGUCCAGAUGAAUUACUGUCUGCCAGGAGAUAAUGUAAAAAAAGCUCAACUCAUCAAAGCACUGAACAGAUAUGCUAGAGACAGAUCAGUGGAACAACUGAGUAGGAUAUUACUGGGAAUACUACAGACACCCAUUGAAAGAAAAUUACUAAAAGAAAUAAGAUGUCUAAUUCCCAAGAAGCACAAACCUCAGUAUGAUGUUCUUGUUGGAAUAAAUGCUGAUAGGAUGGCCCCUCGGCGUCCACAAAGUGCUAUCUCGUUUGAUUCAAUGUCAAGGCAGUCUAGUUUAGAUAACUUUGACUUGAUGCCUGAUAAUGGGCUGUUUAGGACCUGGUCAUCUGGGAGCAGUAUGCAGAGCCAAUACAGCCCUGUUAUGGACCAGAAAAGAAAAGUACAAGCACAGUCCCCAAGGACUGUUAGAGUUAAAAGAGGAGUUGGUUCAGGAUUUGGUUUUACUUUGAGUGGAGAUGCACCUGUUUUUGUCAAAUCAGUGGAUAAGGGAGGUCCAGCAGAUUUUGCAAAGCUCAAACCAGGUGAUCACAUUCUGGAAAUUAAUGGAUUGAAUGUAAGGGGUAAAAAGCAUGGUACAGUCGUGGAGCUUUUAAAAGGCAGUGGUACUUACCCAAGCCUCUUUGUUCAGUGGCGUCCAAUGAGCACACUUAGACAUCAUGGAUCAUCAGCAUCCUCAAUCAGUUCUAGGUCAGGUCUGUCAGUCACAUUUGAUAGAACUGGUGAGAAUACUAUUCCCAGAUCAGCAUCAACAUCAUCAAGAGCAUCAUCCACAAGAAGUGGAUUUCCUGCAAGUGAUAGACAUCAUGUACGGUCCCUUUCUAGAGAAUUUAAAUGCCAGAUGGAUCGUCUGUUUACCAGUGGAGAACAACAAUACAUUAAACAGUGUCUAACAGAAUAUAAGCAUGACAGGAACAUAUCCAAGUUGCUAGAUGGCAUAGAACCAGUUCUGGAUGACCCCACCAAGCUUUCUAUUCUGCACAAUAUGAGUGGACUUUUACCUGAUGCAGAACAAUCAGAGUUUGAUAGGGCUGCUGCAAGGAUUUUUGCCAAACAUUCAGAUGAAGGCGUCAUAUCUAGUUUAAACACCACAGAUAAAGAUGUAAUGGAUGUGCUAUACAGAGUACAAGGAAUGAGACUGACAGAUACGCCUCGUGAGAGGACAAUCAUUGGUGGAUCAGCCAUGACUCCUGAAAGGCCUGAUCACUGGCCUGCAAGAGGAUCAGCAUCACAUUGGAAUUCUUCAAGAAGUGACCUAGACACAGUACCUGUACGAGACUCUGGCAACAUGACUGAUUUGGAUGAUGCCAAUGAUGAAGAUGAAGAACUUGACUUAGGACUAGAAGAGUUAGCUGAUGCACUUCUUGAAGAAGAUCGAAGGAAAGCUUCACAAAUGAACGUCAAGGUUGAUGUACAUGGAACCCAGAGACAAAACAAAGUGAAUGAUACACAGACACAAGGUCAAUUAACGCAUAUAUCAGUAGAAGGUACAGAAGAAGGACCUUCAUGGGAAGAGUUGCAGCAUGAUCUCAAUGCCAAAGCUAAACAGCUUGAUCUGGCUAAUAAAGUUAUUUCAGAGCAACAGAAAAUCAUUGCAGAAACGAAACCAGAUUCUGGUAGUGAACCCAGUAAACAGAGCUUCCCUAACGAUUUAGCUUCUGCAGUAAAAUCAAGAAACAAGGAUCAAGAAAGCGAUGACUCAGCAGCUUCAUCGUCAUCGUCACCUCCCCCUCCACCACCACCACCGCCCAAUUCUGCUGCUCCACCUCCACCACCACCUCCGCCUCCUCCUGGACCCCCUCCCCCACCAGCACCGAUGAUUGGAGGCGCACUGAGUGCUGAUGGUUCAAAGAUGACACUGAAGCGAGUAAACUGGGAAAAGCUAAGCGACGUGGGAUUAGAAAAUACCGUCUGGGCCCAGCUUGGUCGAAACGAUCCCUUGGAUAACGUGAUCGAGUUCAUGGAGCUGGAGCAGAACUUCAGUACAAUAAAAACAACACAAGAAAAACCGACCAAGAAAAACGACAAACCCAACGUAUUGGAUCGUAAAAAGCUGUAUAAUAUUUCAAUUCUUCUUGGUCAUUUGAAAAUGUCAAUCAGUGAAAUCAAGUCCCUUAUCCUGUCGAUGGAUGAUAGUAAACUAUGUGAAGCUCAUCUAAAACAACUGUUACUUUACGCACCUGACGCUACGGAGCUUCAGAAAUACAAGUACGUCACAGCAGAUAGCGUUGACAAAAUGGAAAAGGCUGAUCAGUUCUCGUACGAGAUGAGCAAGAUUCCAUACUACACGCAAAGACUCAAGGCUAUGCUUUUUAGGUCGCAGUUUGAUGACAAAGUUGACGAGAUCAAACCAGAUCUGGAAGCCGUUAUCGAUGCGUCAAGAGAACUGAGGUCAAGCGAGAAACUGCAGAAAUUGCUAGAGCUUGUGCUCUUAACCGGUAAUUACAUGAACAAAGGAAAUAUGCGGAUAGCAGGCGCACAAGCUUUCAAGAUCACAUACCUCACCAAAUUGAACAGUACCAAGACCACCGACAAUAAGUCAACGUUACUUCACUUUCUGGUGCAAAAGAUAGAAAGCAAGUGUCCUGAAGUACUGACCAUGAAAGAAGAUCUGAAAACUGUCCCUGUGGCCGCUAAAGUUUCUGGUCAGAUGGUGGCCACUGAAAUUCAAGAUUUGUCAAGAAGAAUGAAGAUUCUGCAAGAUGACUUGAUCUCUUUUCAAGCCAGGAAUGUCCAGGAUGAGGACGAUCACUUUAUCGAAGUAGUAAUUGACAUCAUCGAGCAGACAGAAGGAAAACUAGAAGAACUAUUAAGUUUACAGAAAACAAUGAACAGUGAAUUCAAGAAAACUGUUGCAUUCUUUGGGGAAAAGGAAUCCAAGACGACCACGGAAGAUUUCUUUGCUGUUUUUGCUGCAUUUCUUACUCAUUAUGAAGUGGCUAUCAACCACAAUGCCAAUAAAAAGAAACUUAAAGAGGAACAGACAAAACGCGAGGAGCGGUCAAAACUGUUCCGUGAACUGAAGCAAAGAAGUCUCAGCGUGAACGAUGAAGAGGACACCGCUAAAGUGGAGCUGAAGAAAAGUUUGGAUGACAGGAAGGCAAAAGUAAUUCCUUAUGUUCUUGAGUCAAAGGAAAAUGAGACAAAGAGUAAAAUAAAUGGAACAAAGAGAACAGGCGAUACUGAAUUACAUGUUAGGUCACCUUCUGCUCCCGCAAGCAGUCAAUUACAAAAACAGGUUAAGUCAGUUGUAUCUACCAAACCUGUUGUACCAGCGGCCAAACCAGCCUUACCAGCCAAACCAGUUGCACUUCCCAAGCCAGUUGCACAGGCCAAACCAGUUGCAUCGGCCAAACCAAGUGAGAAAACCAAACCAGCAGUACCGGUCAAACCAGAAAUCACUACGAAGCCUCUACCUCCACCACCAAAACCAAAACCCUACGCUGUCCAUUUAGCUCAAAAGAAGAGCGACUCAAACAAUAAUUUGAACAAAAACAACCAAUUAAACGUUGCUAAAGAUAGUACACAAGUGAUGUGUCCUUCCCGUACCAUAGAAAUUGAACCUAGGAAAGAAGAGAACAGAGAGAUACCGCACGGAUUUAGAAAUAUAUUGUCUUCAUUUGAAUCGAAUGCAAAAGAGGAAAAGCCAUUAGAUGUGCUGUAUGCAAAACCAGAUAUGACCAAGAAAACCCCCAAACAACUUGCACCUAUAGAAAAUGUCCCACUUACACCUCCCAGAUCACAUGACAUCAACCAUUUGGAGGAACCAAACCAACCAUCAUCACGGCAAGACCCAGGACCACCUAAACAACUGGCAUCUAUAGAAAAUGUCCCACUUACAUCUCCCAGAUCACUUGACAUCAACCAUUUGGAGAACCCAAACCCACCAACAUUGCGGCAAGACCAAGGACCACCCAAUUUCAAACCACCACCGCCACCUGUUGGCCUAGAAAAUCAAGUCAGACACGCUGUGCACACUGCUUCACAACCAACCAAGGAAAAGGCCAAACAAGCAUUGACAAACGGAGGCAGCCUUUCUCCUCCUACAGGUCUCGGGCUUGAUGAUGAUUCAAAAGAUAAUCAAAACUCAUUAUCCGUCACUCCAGCGUUUGACUUAUCCUACUCGUCGGUUGAUGUAGUUACGACAAUACCACAAAAACCUGUGGGUAAUUUAGAUUAUGAAGAUGUGGAGCCAAGGUUUAAGAAAACAACACCUCCACCCAAGCCUGCGCCUUAUGAAGGUCAAAUGCAAGUCGUACCUAUGCACAAACAAAUCGAUUCCAUCACUAGAGGCUUUGCUGUUGACAGUGAAGAUCAUGAAUCUAAAGAUGACAAACUUGUUUCACCAAGACAUCCAAUCGCUGGAUCAGGAUCACUUAGACUUUCUUCUGCACAAUUAGUGGCCAAUGCUUUAAGGGCCCCAAUACCAAGCAAAUUGGAUAUAAGCGUGCCAAAAAGAGACAAUCGUUCAUCGCCAUCUGUUAGCAGUCGAUUGAGACAUACAUCAGUUGGAUCUCCAAACAAGCCUAAACCUCCGCCGCCUCCUCGAACGUCCUCGAUCAAAGAUUUAACUCAAGAUGAAACCGAAGCAGAUAUUGAUCGAAUUAUUGCGAGGGCUCUGUCGCCAGAUAUGAAACCAGAAUUUGAACUUGAUGAUAUUCCUGUUCGAGACACAAACACGACUGACACCAACUCACCCCUGUCAGACUUUUCCUUCAAAAGCAAUACUAGAGAUCUGGACGAUAAAGUGUUUGAAGUCGGCAGCUACAAAAAGGAAACAUUUGCUGACCAAUUACCGGUCUCAAAAAAUACAACAUCGAACUCAUUUGGAGUGGUACCACCACCAGCUUGGCAUGAAGCACACGGUGUUCCUCCUUUGGACUUGUCAGAAUUUGAUUUAGAGUCAAGUAUUACACCUCCACCACCUCCCAGUGAACCCCCGCCAUCUUUGCCAAUACAUGACUAUGUUAACCUUGAUAUGCCAUCUUAUGAACCCAAUUUUGAGAUAAAUGGCUUAGUUAAUGGGAGUAAUGAAAUAUCAGACGACGAAGACUUUGUGCCCCCACCUCCUCUGCCUCCAAGUGAUAAGUAUGGUCCGUUAGAUGGAAGAAUAACGGAUGAGACGAUGAAGCCUUUGGUUCCCCCACUAAGAAAGCUUCGGUAACACAGAAUAGGACUGCCUAUUUCUAUUCAAUAAUUUAAUGCGCUUUACGUUAUAACAGAAACUUGAUAAAUGUGUUAUUAUGGCUGAUAAAAAAUGUAAAAUAUUCACAAUAUGCUAUAUUUUCUACCCUGCUCUGUCUAACAACCCAACAGUUUUGAUGAUAUUACCUAGCUGUCAUGUGGUAUACUUUAUGUUACGGUCACCAAAAUGUUCGGACAAAAUAUCAAAUAACUCCACGUUUUUUUGCUUAAUUUAUGCCUGAGUGAAUUCUUAGCUAUCUGUGAAUAAGUUAACCAACAAAAUUGCACGAAUUAGUGGAACUUUUUGUAGAUCUACGGUCUACUGAGGUCUAUACUGAACUUACUAAUUUGUGCAAAUUUGUCUACUGAAUAUCCUACAAAGUUUUUCAUGGAUAUAUGGCAUGCACUAAACACUUGAUAAUUAAAUACAUUUGCUGCGCGGAUACUCCAACCGGGAACACUUUACCAAUUUAUUAUUAUUAAUCAAUUAUAUUGCGACAUUUAGUUCAAUAUUUUUUAACCUGCCAAUCAAAUAGCACAUUGAUAUGAUAAGAUUGUGAGAACGUGAUAAUCUGAUUGGCUAACACACUGUUAUCAGUUCAAUCUGUCUAGUUUACUGUUAUCUGAUUGGGUAGUUUCAUUCAAGUGGUCCCCGAUAGUGGGUCCGUACAGUAAGCGCUGCAAGGUAGUAAUGUUUUCACGGAUAUAUGGCGUGUACUCUACUAAUCCUGAUUUAAAAUUUCCUUUUUUAUGUAGAAAAAUAAAACAAGUCAUUCAUGUUUGUAGUUUAUUCUAAAACAAUGUCCGCACAUUUUGGUGACAGUAACAUAAUUUAUACCGCGUGACGAAAGAGACCAAUAGGUAAAUUUCGCCGAUAAUUAGUUAUAUUGCAUGAUGAAUUAAGUUGUCGUUCUGCGACACAUGCCUAAUAGACCUCUAACGAAUUCGCUUGACUGGCCACGAAACAAUGGUUUCAAGUCGAGGUUGAACUUGAUGAAUAAAUAUAUCAGUUUCAGUCUCGACUUCAAACCAUUGUUUCGGGGUCAGUCAAGCGAAUUCGGGAUAGGUCUAUUCACAAUAUUCUUUAAAAAAUUACCCUUCAUUAAUUAUGUAUAUAUCAAUCAAAAUGGUGUGCAAAUAGUAACUGAACAUUAACUACCCUGAAGCCCGCAUGAACGAUGUGUAUUAGGAAUCAGUAGUGACUAAUAGAGUGUGACAUAUUUGAUAUUUGAAGAAUGGCAUGUUAUUUCAGUAAAUAUGUAUGAAUUUUAUCAACACGGUAAAUAAUGUUUGUGUCGUUUGAAUAAAAUAUGCCUAAUGCGA
Molecule: messenger RNA, 7732 nt
Organism: Actinia tenebrosa (Australian red waratah sea anemone)
Lineage: Eukaryota; Metazoa; Cnidaria; Anthozoa; Actiniaria; Actiniidae
Product: delphilin
Molecular function (GO): protein binding
Source: RefSeq, a predicted model, not a curated record